Messenger RNA from Lobosporangium transversale, 836 nucleotides. RefSeq names its product cell division control protein 42. Gene Ontology annotation, molecular function: GTP binding; GTPase activity. NCBI's taxonomy places the organism in Eukaryota, Fungi, Mortierellomycota, Mortierellomycetes, Mortierellales, Mortierellaceae. Gene Ontology annotation, biological process: small GTPase-mediated signal transduction. The coding region runs from base 100 to 675 and encodes 191 amino acids. The record is from RefSeq and is a predicted model, not a curated record. The transcript is spliced from 5 exons.
UCUCUGUCUGUCUGUCAUCUUUUUACAAAUAAUUCUUAUUUUUUAUAUUAUUCCUUUUCUUUUUACUUUCUUCCUACUUUAACCUCGUUUCGAUUCAUCAUGCAGACCAUAAAGUGUGUUGUCGUUGGAGAUGGUGCUGUCGGAAAGACUUGCUUGCUCAUCUCGUACACUACCAAUAAGUUCCCUUCUGAAUAUGUUCCCACUGUCUUUGACAACUAUGCAGUGACAGUCAUGAUUGGAGAUGAGCCCUACACUCUCGGACUCUUUGAUACAGCUGGUCAGGAGGAUUAUGAUCGUCUUCGUCCUCUUUCCUAUCCUCAGACAGAUGUUUUCCUUGUCUGUUUCUCGGUCACUUCGCCAGCAUCGUUUGAGAACGUUAGGGAAAAGUGGCUGCCUGAGGUCCACCACCACUGCCCUGGAGUUCCUUGCCUGAUUGUCGGGACUCAGGUUGAUUUGCGCGAUGACGCCGCUGUGGUAGAAAAGCUGUCUCGCCAGAAGCAGAGGCCUAUCUCUGCUGAGAAUGGCGAGCGUCUCUGCCGCGAACAGAAUGCUGUCAAAUAUGUAGAGUGCUCGGCUUUGACACAGAAGGGAUUGAAGAAUGUGUUCGAUGAGGCUAUCGUAGCAGCGCUUGAGCCUCAGGUGAUCAAGAAGAAGAGCAAGUGCUUGGUGCUUUAAAGAGGAAGUAGAAAAAAACUGAAAAAAAGGGUUAUGCUCUUGGCAUCUGCAAAUGACACUAUAUUCACUACUUUCAGAAUAUGAUAUCGCUAGAAUUCAAAGAGGAAACAAAAAACGCGUGAUAAAUUUGGUUCGAGACGUUUUACAGCCUUGAAAACUCU